AUGUUCGACGGAGGCGGGGGGACUAGAGAACGUUUUGUGAUUCCACGCGGGAUGGUGCGAGGAAUUGAGGUUGAAAUCGUGAUCUCUGACCCACGUACUAUUUGGUGGGUUGUCGGCUACGGAAUGGCUGUCGCGAAAGCCCAGUAUGCAAUUUCUGAGAUCACACGAAUGCUACGAGCCAAGGGCGUGAAAGUCAGAUUCGCAAUCCACCCGGUGGCUGGCAGAAUGCCUGGACAGUGUAAUGUCUUGUUAGCGGAAGCCUCCGUACCAUACGAUAUCGUACUGGAGAUGGAUGAAAUCAAUGAUGAUUUCGAUGACACUGACGUAACGCUGGUCAUUGGGAAGGGGGGGAAGGGGGGCGCGAAUGAUAUGAUGGAUAGAUAA
Molecule: messenger RNA, 384 nt
Organism: Histoplasma mississippiense
Lineage: Eukaryota; Fungi; Ascomycota; Eurotiomycetes; Onygenales; Ajellomycetaceae
Exons: 4
Coding region: 1-384 (127 amino acids)
Biological process (GO): NADPH regeneration
Cellular component (GO): mitochondrial inner membrane
Molecular function (GO): NADP binding; NAD binding
Source: RefSeq, a predicted model, not a curated record